Molecule: messenger RNA, 951 nt
Organism: Aspergillus clavatus NRRL 1
Lineage: Eukaryota; Fungi; Ascomycota; Eurotiomycetes; Eurotiales; Aspergillaceae
Exons: 1
Coding region: 1-951 (316 amino acids)
Source: RefSeq, a predicted model, not a curated record
AUGAAGGGUGAGAGCGACAUGUCUGAGUGUUUUCAAUGCUCAGAUAUUGCUAGAGCCCCGGAUGACUCGACAAAGUCUGAGGUUCCAACGAGGACCAACAUCAGAGCCUCGAAGCCGACAUUGUCGAGUCUAGCUCGAAGAAAGGAUCCCCGAGUAAGAAGCCUAACAGCGAUACCGUCAACUUCAGCGAGUCCAACUAUGGAGUCUCUAGCACCCACGCCAUCACACAAAUCCUUUCUUCCACAUUGGAGCUACAAGAAAAGCUCCAUCGCGGCUGCAACAGUGAUCACAGUCAUCGCCGCAGUCGGCCUUGUUGUACUGAUAGUCCUUCUCAUAAGGAGACUUCGACAAUCCUGGAAGCGUUACAGAAAGCGAAAACGAGAAUAUGUGAAAUCGAAGUACUAUGCAAUCUCCCCCCUCGACGAUAACAUCGGGGCUUACACUUUUGCGACGCCAGAAAGUAGGAUGAGCCGUGAAACGUUGAUGUUCGGUAGGAGUCGAUCGAAUUCGAUGACCUAUGUCGUUGAGGAAGCGAUAGACAAGGGGGCUGUAACACGAGUGAUUUGUGCAAGCAAAAAUGCUCUUCUAGCUUCGCCUCUGGAUUUCAUCUCCGCUUCGGGGCGCUCGGAAGUGGACCAGGAGGAUGUCUCUGGGCCAGACAUCUUGAAGGAGCCGGGACGUGCUGGUUUCGUCCCGAGGCGAGUGGUCAUCAUCUCACCUUCCCUGAGCCCUGUGGAAUCUAUAACUGCUUGCGAGGUCGGAAGAAAGUCAUGGUCGAGACCAAAUGAGCAGGUUGCGCUGCGUGAGUUGCAGAAGAUCCCGCCCAGUCCUGUGAAACAACAGAAGGAAGUCCGACCAGCGUCCUCCAGCAAGACUCCAGAUACGGAUAUGAACAACCUCUUUCGCUUGCCGUCUAUUGAGCGAAGCACAUCACCUCUAUUCAGUUUCUAA